AUGGAGCCACAGAAUCUAACAGAUGUCUCAGAAUUCCUCCUUUUGGGCCUUUCUGACGAUCCAGAACUGCAACCCUUUCUCUUUGGCUUGUUCCUGUCGAUAUACCUGAUCACUGUGUCUGGGAAUCUGUUCAUCAUCCUGGCUGUCAGCUCUGACCACCACCUCCACACACCCAUGUACUUCUUCCUCUCCAACCUAUCCUUGGCUGACUUUGGUUUCAUCUCUACCACAGUCCCGAAGAUGCUGGUUAACAUCCAGACACAGAGCAAAUCCAUCACCUAUGCAGGCUGUCUGACACAAUUGUCCUUUUUUUCUCUCUUUGCAUGUCUAGACAAUGUUCUUCUGACUGUGAUGGCUUAUGACAGGUUUGUGGCCAUUUGUCAUCCCCUGCAUUACACAGUCAUCAUGAACCCCCACCUCUGUGGCUUACUAGUUUUAAUAUCUUUUUUCAUCAGUCUUUUGAAUUUACUGUUGCACUGUUUGAUGGUAUCACAACUUACCUUCUGCACCGAUGUAGAAAUUCCUAAUUUCUUCUGUGACCCUCCUCAGCUCUUUAACCUUGCCUGUUCUGACACCUCUAUUAGUACAAUAUUAGUAUAUUGUAUUGGUGCCAUCUUUGGUGGCAUUCCAGUCUCGGGGAUUCUUUUCUCUUAUACUCGAAUUGUUUCUUCCAUUUUGAGAAUUUCAUCUUCAGAUGGGAAAUUUAAAGCCUUUUCUACCUGUGGCUCUCACUUGUUAGUCGUUUUCUUAUUUUAUGGAACAGGACUUGGAGUGUACCUUAGUUCAGUUGUCACAUCUUCUGACAGGAAGGGUGCAGUGGCCUCAGUAAUGUACACCAUUGUCACUCCCAUGCUGAACCCCUUCAUCUACAGCCUGAGGAACAGGGACAUAAAGAAAGUCCUGCAGAGGCUCCUCAGCAGAACAACCUAA
Messenger RNA from Chrysochloris asiatica (Cape golden mole), 930 nucleotides. Its product is annotated as olfactory receptor 7E24-like. The record is from RefSeq and is a predicted model, not a curated record. Lineage: Eukaryota; Metazoa; Chordata; Mammalia; Afrosoricida; Chrysochloridae. Gene Ontology annotation, molecular function: olfactory receptor activity; G protein-coupled receptor activity. The coding region runs from base 1 to 930 and encodes 309 amino acids. Gene Ontology annotation, cellular component: membrane. Gene Ontology annotation, biological process: G protein-coupled receptor signaling pathway. The transcript has a single exon.